Messenger RNA from Sabethes cyaneus, 2551 nucleotides. It is a transcript of the gene Mfe2, whose product is annotated as peroxisomal multifunctional enzyme type 2. NCBI's taxonomy places the organism in Eukaryota, Metazoa, Arthropoda, Insecta, Diptera, Culicidae. Bases 217 to 2376 code for a protein of 719 amino acids. The record is from RefSeq and is a predicted model, not a curated record. Gene Ontology annotation, molecular function: oxidoreductase activity. The transcript has 6 exons.
GUUUUGUGUUUAUCUUAUGUCUGAUGAAUAAAAAUUGGUUAUUCUUAUUGUGCAAAUUACUGUUAUUUUAAAUGGCAAUACUUCAUUUCUGAUUUGUGGUAUCGUUUAACUCACUGGCAAGAGAUAAGAUUAUUGUUGAACAAAAUAAUAAGCUCCAAAGUGCAGGAUUCAGUUGCUUCAGAGGUCAGCUACGAUCAGUAAAGAACAGAGGUAACGAUGGUAUCUGCUAACGCGAAUCAACUGCGCUAUGAGGGCCGUGUGGUGGUUGUAACGGGAGCUGGAGCAGGGUUGGGUCGUGAAUAUGCUCUGCUGUUUGGUGCUCGCGGCGCCAAGGUCGUGGUAAAUGAUUUGGGUGGCAAUUUUCAUGGUCAAGGUAAAUCAAAUGCUGCCGACAAAGUCGUUGACGAAAUUCGAGCUACCGGCGGAACUGCCGUUGCCGACUACAAUUCCGUGGUGGAUGGCGAUAAGAUUAUUCAAACGGCAAUGGAAGCAUUCGGCCGGGUUGACAUUCUGAUUAAUAAUGCUGGAAUAUUGCGCGACAAAAGCCUGGCACGUAUAUCCGAUGAGGAUUGGAACUUAAUUCAGGAUGUACACCUGAAGGGUAGUUUUCUUACGACCCGUGCUGUGUGGCCAAUUAUGAAGAAGCAGAACUACGGUCGGAUAAUUAUGACCUCUAGUAAUUCGGGAGUGUACGGCAACUUCGGGCAAGCUAAUUAUAGUGCUGCCAAACUGGGAUUAGUUGGACUGGCAAAUACUGUCGCAAUAGAAGGUGCAAAGAAUAAUAUUCAUUGUAACGUGAUAGUUCCGACUGCUGCCUCCAGAAUGACUGAAGGUAUUUUGCCGGAAAUUUUGUUUAACGAAUUAAAACCUAAACUGAUCGCUCCGGUUGUUGCCUACUUGUGUCAUGAAUCUUGCGAAGAUACUGGCGCUAUCAUCGAAAGUGCCGCAGGCUGGGCUACAAAGGUGCAUUUUGUUCGUGGAAAAGGUUCCGUAUUACGCACAUCGAUUGACGAGGAUGUUACACCGGAAUACGUUAAAGCGGUUUGGCAUAAAGUAACAGAUAUGUCCAGUGCAAAGCACUUGAAUGCUAUUGGUGAGGCUAGUCUCUCCUUGGUAGACGUUUUGGAAAACCUUAAAGAAGGAAAAUAUUCCGAGAAUUCUGUUACUGAAACGUACAAAUUCAACUUUAAAGACGUCAUUCUGUAUGCCCUCGGUGUUGGAGCAACCGUUUCCAAUGAAAGUGACUUGCGUUUUCUGUAUGAGAAUCAUCCAGAUUUUAGCACAAUUCCAACAUUCUUCAUACUACCUGGAUUGCUGUCAGUAAUGGGAUCAAAUUUAACUGCAAACGCUAUUCCUCAUGCGAGUUUUGAUUUAACUAAUAUAUUGCAUGGCGAGCAGUACAUCGAACUGUUUGAUUCGGUGCCGACGGACGGCACUUUGACCACCACGACAAGCGUGAUUGACGUUUUAGACAAAAAAUCCGGUGCUCUUGUGAUUACACAAUCCGAUUCGUACGACGAAAAUGGCACACUAAUCGCUCGGAGUCAGAGUAGUACAUUCGUUGUCGGUGCUGGAAAUUUUAAUGGGAAAACAAAAGCUAGCCCGGAAGUUAAAGCACUGGUUGCAAAUCCCAAACGUUCCCCAGAUGCUUCAGUUCAGAUCAAAACUACCCGAGAUCAAGCUGCCUUAUACCGUCUUUCCGGUGAUUUGAAUCCACUCCAUAUCGAUCCGGGAUUUUCGGCUAUUGCCGGUUACAAAACACCGAUUCUACACGGUUUAUGUUCAAUGGGAAUUUCGGUGAAGGCUGUUUUGAAACAGUACGGUGCGGACGAUUCAAGUCUUUUCAAAGCGGCCAAAGUGCGUUUCUCUAAACCCGUUCUACCGGGUCAAACCUUACGUGUGGAUAUGUGGAAGGAGUCGAACAAUCGUGUCUGCUUCCGCACGGUUGUAGUCGAGACCAACACCGAGGUUCUUUCUGGUGCAUACGUUGAUUUCAAGAAGAUUAUCGUAAAACUAAAUAUGACAGCCGGACAAAGUCUUCAAAGCGAUGCACUGUUCACCGCGAUUAAGGAACGCAUCGCAGAAAAUGAAGCCAAGGCUAAGUCUAUCAAUGCUGUUUUCCUUUACAAAAUCACCGACGCCGGAAAAGUGGUCAAAGAGUGGGUACUCGACUUAAAAUCAGCCAAGGUAUACGAAGGUCCAGUCCAAGGCAAGGCCGACACUACAAUGACUAUUUCCGAUAGUGACUUUGUUGAUCUGGCGAUGGGUAAACUGCAGCCACAGGCAGCAUUUAUGAAGGGUAAGCUGAAGAUCACCGGCAACAUUAUGCUGGCACAAAAGUUGGCACCUCUAUUGAAGACGGAGGCUAAGCUUUAAGAAGGCAUUAUAUCAGUGAUAUAUCGCUACAAGCAAACAUUCUGUACGUUAAGUUGGUGAAGUGAGUUAUAUGUUCAAAACUUUUAUGUUAGAUUUUUUGUAAAAGCAUGCUAUUGAAUAUUGAAAAGAUGAUUAUUACUUCCAGCAUGGAAGCCUGGGGCAAUAUAUGGUACCG